Messenger RNA from Chilo suppressalis (striped riceborer), 1201 nucleotides. Lineage: Eukaryota; Metazoa; Arthropoda; Insecta; Lepidoptera; Crambidae. The record is from the annotation of a GenBank genome assembly.
UUGCCUUUCAAAAAAAAGAAAAUUAUAAUAAAACUUUGACAUCAGCGAUCUAACUAACCUAAAAAUGGCAAUUUGAUUGCAUAUUUUAAUUUUUGGAUAAGUUUAAGAAAAUGAGCAUAAUUAUCAAGCAUUGGCGAUCCACCGGUCUGCCAUCGAAUUUCAAUUUAAGAAUAUGGCGUUUGCACUCCACCAAUGCGGACGUUGCUGCGAAAAAGGGAGAGGAAGAAGAAGAGUUUCGAGUGCUUGAUAUCUUAAAGAAAAGAGAUAGAGUGCAGAGGAGAGUCGCGCGGAGGAAUGACGUGCAGCCCGACAGAGCGGAAAGAAUGGCCCCCGACCAAAACUGGGGCAAUGUUUGGCCAGGACCAAAGACAUUUCACCCGUCCUCAGUGCCGCUGCCUCUUCACCAGGGUUAUGUCCCCAAAGGCCAGGCCCCACCUGGAAAAAAAGCCAAUGCUGAGCUGAUGAAGAUACCCAACUUCUUGCAUUUGACACCACCAGUGAUCAAAGCACAGUGCGAGGCCAUUAAACAGUUCUGCACUGAAUGGCCCAAGCAGUUAAACUCUGAAGAAGCAAUCGAGACUCAUUAUCCUGUAGAAAUAAUUUCCUCAGAUUACUGCCAUGCCAGUCCAACGAUUAGGAAUCCACUGUCCAGAAUAGUGACAUUACGGGUCAAACUUUCAACACUGAACUUAGACAAGCAUUCGAGAGACAAAUUCUUGAGAUUAGUCGGUGAUCGGUACGAUGAGCAAACCGACUUGGUCACUAUAACAGCUGAUCGGUGCCCAGUGAAGAAACAGAAUUUGGAGUACGUUGACUAUUUGCUGACAGCUUGCUACCACGAAUCCUUGAAUGUUGAAGAGUGGGAAAAGGACAAAACUGAAGAUGACAUGGAAUAUUACGAUUGGCACAAAAAUGCUUCGAAGAAAAGUCUUGUCCAAUGGUUUUUAAGGACUAACAAUGAAGUUUGUGAUUUGAACGAUGAUGAUUAUGUACAAUAUGAUGUGAGUCAGAUACCUAAUGCUGAAGGAUAUGAAAAAGCUGUCAGCAGUCUGAUGAACGAUGGAGAAAGUGAAGAGACGGUUAAUAAUUAUGCUAUUGCAGUUCGGAAGCUAUUGGGUGUGCCAGAAAAGAAGAUUGUAACUUAAGUCUGUUGUAAUAAAGUAUAUUUAGUUUUAUCAUUUGUGUUUUAUCUAUAUAUUUA